Messenger RNA from Fusarium coffeatum, 531 nucleotides. RefSeq lists its product as uncharacterized. Lineage: Eukaryota; Fungi; Ascomycota; Sordariomycetes; Hypocreales; Nectriaceae. The record is from RefSeq and is a predicted model, not a curated record. The transcript is spliced from 2 exons. The coding region runs from base 1 to 531 and encodes 176 amino acids.
AUGGCCAAAUUGCUGCUCAGUUCAGGCCAGGUUCAGGUCAUCGCAUCCUGCUUCGUUGUCGUGACUUGCACAUUUGCGCUCUUCAUUAGCGGUUACAUCAUCCAGCAAAGAACCCUCAACCAGCUCCGCACGGCAAUCAAACCGCGCGUUGAUACACGCCCGUCACCAAAAGUCUACCUCCCAGAGAAGUUCCAAGUGCGAACGAAGGAGCUUGAGGAUGGCCGAGUCAUCGACAUAGACACAGAAGCCGAUAUUGAGGUGCGACGCCAACGUCUACUGGUAGAGGUCAAGGAAUCGAAGCCCAAUGUCGACGUCGAGGAAAAUGAUGCCUCGGUGAGAAAUCUUGAGAUUAUCAAGCAGCUGCAAGCCAAGGUGGUGGACAAGAUGUCAACGCCUGAGGGGCAUGUCGAAGCACCAGUCGCAAAUCACAAGCCUGUCAGUAAGGCCAAGAGGAGAAAGAUGAUCAAGCAGGAGCUUCAAAAGUCGGCGCAGGCCGAGGAUGGACUUUACUACCAGCGCAGGAUGUGGUAG